AUGUAUCACUACCUGGCAUGGCAACUAAACCAUUCAAGAUCGGAGACGGUUGCAGAGAGUAAUGAACUCGGCCUGGAUAAUCACAAAGGCCAACCUCCCAUCUAUAGAAUCCAUCUACCAGGCCCGCUGUCAAGGAAAGGUUGCCAGCAUUCUCAUAGAUCCAUCCCAAUGCUUUUCUACAACCUCUACCAUCAGGGAGAAGGUGACUUCUACUGCUUUCCGAAGAUACACAAAGUCAACACACCUGGACGUCCCAUCAUAUCAGGCAAUGGGGCCCUGUGUGUGAUCCUCUCUGGUUAUGUCCAAGGCAUCUUGAAACCCAUUUUACAGGGGACCCCCAGCUUCUGUUGCAACACAACAAAUUUCUUACAAAAACGCAGCACCCACAGUCUAGUCGAAGUGGGAACAUUCCUCGUCACAAUGGACAUUUCAGCACUCUACACCAGCAGCUCCCACGAUGACGGCAUCGCUGCAACAGCCUCACAGAAAUUAUGGGCCAUGGUGUCUGAAAAGGAUAAACUCAAAGCAGCUGCUAAAGAACUAAGUGAGGCUAUCCACAGCAAUUUGAUUCCACCUCCUGACAUGUGUCUUAAAGAUGAUACAUAG
Messenger RNA from Chiloscyllium plagiosum (whitespotted bambooshark), 606 nucleotides. The record is from RefSeq and is a predicted model, not a curated record. NCBI's taxonomy places the organism in Eukaryota, Metazoa, Chordata, Chondrichthyes, Orectolobiformes, Hemiscylliidae.